This is a messenger RNA of Egretta garzetta (little egret), 3029 nucleotides long. It is a transcript of the gene SIAH1, whose product is annotated as siah E3 ubiquitin protein ligase 1. Gene Ontology annotation, molecular function: ubiquitin conjugating enzyme binding; zinc ion binding; ubiquitin protein ligase activity. The record is from RefSeq and is a predicted model, not a curated record. Gene Ontology annotation, cellular component: cytoplasm. Lineage: Eukaryota; Metazoa; Chordata; Aves; Pelecaniformes; Ardeidae. Gene Ontology annotation, biological process: proteasome-mediated ubiquitin-dependent protein catabolic process; multicellular organism development. The coding region runs from base 1670 to 2518 and encodes 282 amino acids. The transcript is spliced from 3 exons.
GUGAAAUUGAAAGGUUGGAGGCCUUCGUUCUUUUCCACGGUUUUAAAAGGACAGGAGACAAUAGCGUUUGUGGUGAAAGGUAGAGCAUCCGAAGUAUUUCUUAAGGAGAAGAACCAAGUUCCUAUUCCAGUGGUGAACUGGUGGCGCUUUUAUUAUAAGCUCGCGUUUCAUUUGUAACUGUAAACAUACGAUAUUUCUCCAGUAUUUUCUCUUCAGUCUCUAUUUAAACCAGUCUGGGUGAAUACUACCUUUCCUCUGUAAUAAGCAGUUUACUCAUGCACUAAAUAAAUAGAUAAAGUAAUUUAAUUUGUUUAACACCGCAGAUGAGUGGAUGUUGGGAAGCUUGUAGCUAUUUGGACUAGGUCAUGGAGGACAUGGGAUAUUCUAUGCGCAGGACGUAAACAGACCACUGAAACUAUCUCCUUUCUAAACUGUGAAGCUAGCAUGGAGCAUUCCAGAGGGGGAAGAAAAAUGGAAGGGACUCUUCUCAACCCUGAGUUAUUUGAGUUGGUCUUCAGGAAAAUCUGAGGUAUUGGAAUACAGAUUCCUGCUCAUUUUCAUUCCCUGCUCAUUUGGAUGGCCCUCGGUGGUGGAAGAUGUGUGUGAUGGCUGGUCACGUACAGAAACGGCGAUAAAACAGGGCUGUACAGUUCUUUUCUCUAGAACUUCUGUAGCUUAGGAAGCUUACGUGGGAGGUGCAUCUGUGCAUAAGGUCUUUUGCAGAGUUUGUAGGUUGCUUAAUUUAACUGUUGAAUGGGCUCUGAGCAGUGUAAUUAAAGAAACCAGAGCUCACCCAGCUCGUCAGACUGCCUAGGGAACUGGUCUAACGCAGUGGUUUUCACCAGUGUUAUCUGUGGGUUACUGGGGAUCCCUGGAUCAGGACGUAUAGGCUCAGGUGAGACGAAGCACACACAAACUUUUCUGAAAUGUGUGUGUAUUUACAGUAUAUGAAGGGAAACACUUUUAGAAUUUUGCAUAUGAAUAUGCAUGUGAUUUCUAAGCUCUUUUCAAGCAGUGUGAUCAGAAUUUGUUCUCCCGUGUACAAUUAUUCUCUGUGUAUAAUUUGUUCUAGAGCGAAGAACUGCAAUGUGCCAUCACGAGCCUCCCACCUAUGGGUGCUGGGGAAAAAUAGCAGCAGUGCUCCUUUGUCACAGAGGCCUUAUCAUUUGCAUGUCCUCUGGUGUGGUGUCACUUCCCCAGAACAUAUUAUAUUUGAUUUGUCACAGAUAUCUUAAACUGUUCAUCUAACCUGGAAUGCCUUACAGUAGGAAAAUAAGGCCAAAAGAUACAAACGCUUCUGUCAUAUUUCUACAGUAUCAGUUAAGGCCCAGCAUUGAAAACCACUGUAUGGGGUUUUUUUUCUGAAGAAGGGAACUGGGUAUUUCUAGUCCAAAAAGCCUGAGAUGAAGGAAGAGACUUUGGGAGGGGUGAGAUGAUACUGUUAUUGGGCAUGUGAGACUCAUAAAAUCAGUGACUGAAUACUGAAUCUUAAAGACUCUGGACUGGGGAGAGGUGCUUCUGCGGAAGAAUUUGAAAUUGUCCAUCUAUGAUUACUUUUUGAAUGUCAAGGGAUAAGUUAUUUUGCCCGUUGGAAUCUCUUAGUUCCUUUGCUUCGUGCCCUGAACAGCGCGUGUCUUGCAAAAGCAUGCGGAGUAUGCUGCUUUGAGAAAUGAGCCGUCAGACUGCUACAGCACUACCUACAGGUACUUCAAAGUGUACGCCAUCGCAGAGGGUGCCUGCACUGACUGGCACUACAGCUUCCAAUAAUGACUUGGCUAGUCUCUUUGAGUGUCCUGUGUGUUUUGACUAUGUGCUGCCACCAAUUCUUCAGUGUCAGAGUGGCCAUCUGGUUUGUAGCAACUGUCGCCCCAAACUUACGUGCUGUCCAACUUGCCGAGGCCCGCUGGGCUCCAUUCGUAACCUGGCUAUGGAGAAAGUUGCCAAUUCUGUACUAUUCCCAUGUAAAUAUGCCUCUUCCGGAUGUGAGAUAACUUUGCCACACACAGAAAAAGCAGACCAUGAGGAGCUGUGUGAGUUUAGGCCUUACUCCUGUCCAUGUCCCGGUGCUUCAUGUAAAUGGCAAGGUUCUCUGGAUGCUGUAAUGCCACACCUGAUGCAUCAACAUAAGUCAAUUACCACACUUCAGGGAGAAGAUAUAGUGUUCCUUGCUACAGACAUUAAUCUUCCUGGUGCUGUUGACUGGGUGAUGAUGCAGUCUUGUUUUGGCUUUCAUUUCAUGUUAGUAUUGGAGAAACAGGAAAAGUAUGAUGGUCACCAGCAGUUCUUUGCAAUUGUACAGCUGAUAGGAACACGCAAGCAAGCCGAAAACUUUGCUUAUCGACUCGAGUUAAACGGUCAUAGGCGGCGAUUGACUUGGGAAGCAACUCCUCGAUCUAUUCACGAGGGAAUUGCAACAGCCAUUAUGAAUAGUGACUGUCUAGUCUUUGACACCAGCAUUGCACAGCUCUUUGCAGAAAAUGGCAAUUUAGGCAUCAAUGUAACUAUAUCCAUGUGUUGAAACGGCAAUCAAACCUCUUCAGGCCAGUGUUUAAAACCGUUGCAUUUAAUUUAGCAGAAACUAGGGUAACCAUCUUCGACUGUCAGACAAAUUACUUGGUAGAUGGAGGGUAGACACAUAUGAAGGUAAAUAAAAGGAAAGGCUGUUAAAUUACAGGAAGCAGUUGCAUGUAGUAAUACUAAUAUAUUUAAAAUAAGUCAACAGUAAACCACUGAAAAUAUAUAUACACCCAAAAUGGGCAUCUUUUGUAUUAAGAAUUGAUUCUACAGGAAAUGUUGUAAAAUAAUUCUAAAAACUUGUUUGUAGAUUGAUUGUACUGUUGAAAAGGAUACUGUUUCGUGUUUUUGUUUGUGUUUUUUUUCCUCCCCCCUUUGACUGACAAGCCAUGUUGAGCGGUCUGGUCUCUGGCCGCUGCUUCCCCUCCUCCCCCCCUUUGUAAGUCAUUACAUAGUAUUGCUGCUGUUUGUGUAUAUUUUUUGUGUAUUUGCUAAUUUUUAUUAACUUCUAGUUU